This is a messenger RNA of Eutrema salsugineum, 1092 nucleotides long. RefSeq lists its product as uncharacterized. NCBI's taxonomy places the organism in Eukaryota, Viridiplantae, Streptophyta, Magnoliopsida, Brassicales, Brassicaceae. The coding region runs from base 73 to 888 and encodes 271 amino acids. The record is from RefSeq and is a predicted model, not a curated record. The transcript is spliced from 6 exons.
AUCAUUAUUCAGAUUCCGAGAACGAGAAGGAGAAGGAAAGGAGAAGCAGACGACGAAGGGAAUCAUCAAAACAUGACGGGUCACAACGCGAUCGAAGUAACGAAGACGGUGCUUGAAGUAGCGGACGUGGCGUGGACCGCCGUGGAAACCUACCACCACCACCACCAUCACAGCGACGAGAGUCACGAGUCAACCGAUUCGAUCACCGAUCCACGAGAUCGAGAAUUAGAAGCUCUUCGAAGAGAGAAUCGCCGUCUCAGAACUUUGCUUGAAGCGAAUCUUAAGCUCUUUGAAACUCUCGCUGAAUCUGCUGCGUUAUCGCACGAUUGCCCUAGCGACCUCUAUGCAAGGAUCAUAUCGAUGGUUACUUCGAGAGAUUUCUUGGCUCGAUUAGAAAGUCUAAGGCAAGCCUUAUCUAAUGGAACUCAUAAUCAAUUUCCCUUCAAAGAGCCCUCAGAAGAUGAUGUGCAGACUGUUGAAGUUCUUAUAGAGAUUGACCAUCAAGAGCCAAGUUGGUGGGUUUUGGUCACAGAUGAUAUGAUCCCUAGCAAUGUCGAAGAGAAAAGCGCAAUCGAUAACGACCAUUACAUUGUUGUGAAUGAGGAACAUGUGGUGGAUGCUGUUGCACACUUUUUAGCAAAAUGCAUCAUGUCAAAUCCCAAAGCUAAGAUUCUCAAACCUGAAGAGCUUCAAAAGGUUUUGGUCCAAGAAGUUAGUGCUCUGAGCAAGGUAGGGAAGAUAGUGGAUAUAUGGCAUGCUGGGAAAAUGUUCUAUACAUUCUCCUCCUGGGGACUCGCUUUUGGAGGGUUGUACCAAGCUCGUGGUGCGCUGAAGAUAGCUGCUAAGGGUGUUCAUGCGACCAGCAAAGUUGUUCUUAGGGCUCUGUGAGGUCUAAUUCGAUGAAAGCAGAGAUGAUUCUCCACUAUCAUAAGGUUUGUGUAUGUGUGAGGGAAUGACCUUUUUUUUUUAAGUACUAAUAUUGCUUUGUGUAAAUAGUGUAAAAAGCGUUUGAUCGAAAUUGUAUUUUAAUUGAUUUCAAUUCUACAUUUGUUAUUUAAUUGCUUGUGUAAAUUAGUGCAAAAAGCGUUUGAA